AUGUUUCUUCCAUUCAGUAGAUAUUUGUUUUCAUUUGUGCUGCUUGUGUUUCUUGUUCGUUUGUGUGAUGGAGGUCCUUGGGUUGUAGAAAAGAAAGUGGAUCUAAGGAUUACCAAUGACUUGGGCAGUGGCUUAGAUCUUAAUCUCCACUGUCAAUCCAAUGAUGAUGACCUUGGCACUCAUGUCCUGGCCCCAGAUCAAUUCUUUGAAUUCCGUUUUCGACCAAACUUUUGGGGGACUACCUUAUACUUCUGCAAGUUCUGGUGGGGAGGAGAAUCCCAUUGGUUUAAUAUAUACGUUGAGAAGAGGAAUACGAGCCGAUGUGAUAGCAAGUGCUGGUGGAUGGUCGGACCAGUUGGUCCUUGUUUGCUGGAUCGUAGAUUUGGAAUAUACGAUCUUUGCGAAAACUGGAAUGACCCUCAGUUUGAGGGUUCACGUAAAAAAGGGACAGAAAACGACGCAGCUAGAGUGUACAAUGACUCCAAAUAUUUGGAGGGCAAUGAGAAAAGAGGGAAAUGA
Vitis riparia (riverbank grape) is the source of this 519-nucleotide messenger RNA. RefSeq names its product S-protein homolog 20-like. NCBI's taxonomy places the organism in Eukaryota, Viridiplantae, Streptophyta, Magnoliopsida, Vitales, Vitaceae. The transcript has a single exon. Bases 1 to 519 code for a protein of 172 amino acids. The record is from RefSeq and is a predicted model, not a curated record.